Lotus japonicus is the source of this 873-nucleotide messenger RNA. RefSeq names its product L10-interacting MYB domain-containing protein-like. Bases 1 to 873 code for a protein of 290 amino acids. NCBI's taxonomy places the organism in Eukaryota, Viridiplantae, Streptophyta, Magnoliopsida, Fabales, Fabaceae. The transcript is spliced from 2 exons. The record is from RefSeq and is a predicted model, not a curated record.
AUGAGUAAUUCUGAAUCUAGUCGGAAAAAUGCUAAGUGGGAACCAAAUAGUACCAAAGUAAUACUUGACAUUUGUAUGGAAGAGGUUCGUAAACGUGGAAAACCGGGCAUAAAAUUUAAGAGUGAGAAAUGGGAAGAUAUACGUGAAGAAUUUGAAAGACAGACAAAUAAAAGCUAUACUCAAAAGCAGUUGAAGAGCAAGAUGUACAAUUUAAGGACUGAUUUGGUUACUUGGAAACAACUUGUGGGUAAAGAAACAUACUUAACAAUGAACAAUCAGACAGGAACUAUUGAAGCUGAUGCUGCAUGGUGGGAUGCUAAGAUAAGGGAGAAUGCAAAAUAUGGGAAAUUUCGACAUCGAGGACUGAAAUUCCUUAAUGAUUUGGAAUUCAUUUUUGGAGAGAUAGUGGAAACAAGUCAAGAUGCAUCGACACCAACUAGGAGUGUAACUAUUGAAACUAGUGGGAUAAACACAACUCCAAAUGUGUCCAAUACUGAAUCUGAUAAUGACGAUUUCAAUGCUGAAGAUGGUUCUAGCCCGUCAAAAAGCACUCAACCCAAAAGGAAAAGAAAUGCGCCACAAGAUAUCAACAACAGAGUGACAAAGGCUAGGGGUGAAGUCCAAGUAAUAGAGAAUCACAAUGAAGCUGACAAAGAUGAAAUUGCAGUCACAUCUUAUUUCCAUGGUCAGUACUCCAUCUCGAAUUGCACUCAAGUAUUGAAUAUUCUAAAGGAAGGAGGGCGUUUGGAUGGACAACAAUUUUGCUAUGCUCUAGAAUUACUUAGAGAUAGCUUUAAUAGAGCCAUACUUAUAUCCUUAAAAGAUUCGGAGGAUUCUUUGGUGGAAUGGAUUUUAUACAAGUAUAAGUCAUAG